CGAUUUAGCCGAAUGUUUGUGUCCACAUAUCUCGCAUAAUCAUAACAUUAAACAUUCGCAAUGCGAUGUGAAUUAAUUCAAUUCGCAUUUGUCAGUGGCGUUGCAAGGUCAGAUUUGAAGUUCAAUAAAUUUGAUUAAAUAAUUAAAAAUGGGUAACUCGUUAUGUAUACCAAUUCGAAUUCAUUCCAAAUACGUAAAAAUGUUAUAUUGUUUCCUCUUUAGCGCGAGCAUAUUGAUACUGUUUCGUCAGACAUACUGGAGAGACAUUAUCGAAGUUAAACCUUAUAAUUGGCCCACAGCAAUCGUCGAUGAUAUAGUUGAAGUUCGUCAUAAUUUGGAUCGAUCGAAAUACAAAUACAUGCUUCUAUGGACCCAUCCCGAAGACACUCCAUUUAUUUAUUUUGGUCAGGGAUCUUCAGUAUUUAUAAAUAAAACUUGCAAGUGGUCUAAUUGCUACGUAACUGGCGACAGAAAUAUUCUUGGUGACUAUGUUAAGUUCGAUGCCAUACUAUUUAGCAGCUCACGUUUAUCGGGGAUUUUAGAAGAGACGGAUAUCCCUGUUAGAAGGUCAGCACAUCAAAAAUAUGUUUUCUCGAGUGUAGAAUCUGCAGCUCAUUAUCCCAUUACUACAAAUAAUUGGAACGGCUUUUUCAAUUGGACUUGGACUUAUAAAUUGAAUUCAGAUGCCAUCUGGGGAUAUAUUAAUAUUAGAAACUCUACUGGAUAUACUGUUGGACCCAAACAAGAAAUGCAUUGGAUUGAUGUGAGGGAUAUGGAAGAAAUUGACAAUGACCUUAGAUUAAAACUGCAAUCUAAAAAUAGAGUUGCUGCCUGGUUUGUAUCAAAUUGCAAUACCUUAAGUCGCAGAGAGGAAUUCGUAAAAAAAAUAAACUCAGAGUUAAAUAAAUAUGAAUUAAGUGUUGAUAUUUAUGGCAGCUGUGGCAAAUCAUAUUGUCCUAAAAAAAUUAUGGCACGUUGUUUUAAAUUACUGGAAAAAGCUUAUUUUUUCUAUUUAGCAUUUGAAAAUUCCUUCAGCGAAGAUUAUGUUACCGAGAAACUUUUGUAUGCUUUACAACACAACACUGUUCCAGUAGUAUACGGAGGGGCGAACUAUUCCAGAUUCCUACCGAAUGGGUCAUACUUAGACGCCCGACAAUUAGGAGCAGCAAAGUUAGCACAAAAAAUGUUUGAAUUAUCAAAAGACCCGACAGCUUAUGCUCAGUAUUUUAAAUGGAAGAAAUAUUAUUCGUAUCAUUAUAGACAUGAAAGUCCAGAUACAGAUGACUACUGUCGGUUCUGCGCCGUGUUGAAUAAUGAAAAGCUCGUGAAGAAAAAAGGUUAUUACACUAAUAUUAGAAAUUGGUGGAGUGGUAAAGACAUGACAUGGGAUAAAUAA
Plodia interpunctella (Indianmeal moth) is the source of this 1396-nucleotide messenger RNA. Its product is annotated as alpha-(1,3)-fucosyltransferase C-like. Gene Ontology annotation, cellular component: membrane. NCBI's taxonomy places the organism in Eukaryota, Metazoa, Arthropoda, Insecta, Lepidoptera, Pyralidae. The transcript has 2 exons. The coding region runs from base 149 to 1396 and encodes 415 amino acids. Gene Ontology annotation, molecular function: fucosyltransferase activity. The record is from RefSeq and is a predicted model, not a curated record.